UUGGCUGGCGCUGCCCCGCCUUUGGGAGGAGGGAGCAGUGAGGGGAGGUCGGUGGCUGGGUGGCUCAUUCAAGGUCACCCUCCUUCCCUCUCCCAGCAUCCCUGUUCAACUCUUGUCCCUUCUGCCUCACCUUGAGGAGGGAGGAGGCAAGGUGCCUAACAGGCAGGCGACAAAGGAGCCCCCGGAAGAGGAAGGCUUUUGGGGCUCCUGGCGUUUAUUCUUCAGCAAAUACCUAGUGCCUGCUCCGUGCCAGGCCCUGAGAACUUCGCAGCAAGGAGCACGGUGGACAGCCCCUGCCUACAGCCCAGCGAGGAGACAGACAAGAUAUAAACAGUCACACAAAUAAUGUAAACGUGUGUCCCUAGCCGAGUGACAAAGGGAUUUGGUCUGGUUUCCCUGGGGAUCUCGGGGGUGAGGAGCCUCAUCCCGGCCCAGGGCGGGAGGCGGCUCAGACACGGCCAAGGCUUUAGGAGGCCUGGGUGGGGGCGGAGCGACCUCAGUUUCCUCCACGGGAAAAGGCAGGAAAUAAAUGUGCCCGGAUCUCGGGGUUGCUGCACAGCGGCGAGGAGGCCUGCAGCCCCCAGGAAGGAGGCCCUGUCCUCCUCCCCAGGAAGGGCGAGGGGAGCCCUCCGCUCCGGGAGAAUGGCGGCAGAACGGGGAGCGGUCUCACCAAGCCCAGAGAUGGCCUCAGGGAGGGAAGGGACCCCAGUUCUCGGUCCCCGUUUUGGAGCUGUGCUGGCCCCUCCGCUGCCUAAGCUGUAGGGGCGGAGGGUCUGGUUCCCCGGCUGCCUCUCCUCUCCCUCCCGCACCCCUGGUCCCUGCCUGGCCACGUGGCACCUCUGCGCCCUCGCCUGGGGGAGCGUGAUGCCCGACCUCGGGGCUGGGGCGCCAGGCAGAGUGUGUGGGAUUUGGUCCCUCCACGACGGAGACCAGGUCCCUCAGAGCAGCCGACUCCCUUCGGCCCCACAGCCCCAGGGCGGCAGGGAGGGGGUGCUGUCUCUUUAAGAGCCUUCAGGCUGCUGGGAGCAGAUGGCCAGGCCGACCGGGGCCCCUUGUCCUUUGUGUGGCUUUGCACAAAAGAGGGGGCCAGCUGGGGAGGGGGCAGCUGCAGCAGGUGGGAGGGUGGGGCCUUGCCCCUCCCCCUUCUCACCCAGCCGCCAUUGCCCUUGGGGAGCGUUUUCUCACUGGGAUGCCCCUCCUGUCUGGAUACUGUGGCCCCUACAGUCACCCCCAAAUUCCUAGGAAAAUCCCUCCCUUAUUGUGUCCCCCUUUGUAGGCAAAAGCAUCAUCACACCAGGGCCUGGGCACUCCCCCUCCAACCCCAAGGAAUAAACCUCCCCUCCCUGCCCCCACCUCCCUAGCAGAAUCUCCGCCUUGAGCUCCAGGCUCUAGGGAGAUGGGAGAACAGAAUUAGGUUCUUAUGCGUACACGUGUGCGUGGUGGGGGACGCUGGGCAGGAAGGAUGCCAGGGGCUGGGGGUACCGGGCAGCCCUGGAGGAGGGGUCAGAAUAUGCCUGAUGCUGAGGCCUGGGGCGCGGGGCUGGGCCCAGGACCAGGUCUGGGUAGAAAGAGGAGGCCAGGGUGGGGGAUGGGGAACCCAACUGAGGCCCUGCCUAACGGGGUUCCGGUGUGGGCAAGAUGGAAGACUCCAUCCUAGGAGAGGGCUGUGUGCAGCGAUGGCUGCCCGCCAGGCCGGAGGGGACAGAGAUGACAGCCUUGUGAAGCCUGGAGCCUCAGUGGCGACCUCUCCAGGCCGGGCCGGGCACGGCACUCGAGGCGAGCGCGGCAACCCCCGGUCGCUCUCCGAAGGCUCCCGCGCCCCCCGGGGCAGCUGGGCGGGGUGAUGCCCUCGGUGAUGGAGAAGCCGAGCGCGGGCUCCGGGAUCCUGUCCCGCAGCCGGGCCAAGACGGCGCCCAACGGCGGACAGCCUCCCUCGGAGGAUGACAGCAGCGAGGAGGAGCACUCGCACGACAGCAUGAUCCGCGUUGGAACCAAUUACCAGGCUGUAAUCCCCGAGUGCAAGCCUGAGAGCCCCGCACGCUACAGCAACAAGGAGCUGAAGGGGAUGCUCGUGUGGUCGCCCAACCACUGUGUGUCGGAUGCCAAGCUUGACAAGUACAUUGCAAUGGCCAAGGAGAAGCAUGGCUACAACAUUGAGCAGGCACUGGGCAUGCUCCUGUGGCAUAAGCACGACGUGGAGAAGUCACUGGCCGACCUGGCCAACUUCACCCCGUUCCCCGACGAGUGGACCGUGGAGGACAAGGUGCUGUUUGAACAGGCCUUUGGCUUCCACGGCAAGUGCUUCCAGCGGAUCCAGCAGAUGCUGCCCGACAAGCUGAUCCCCAGCCUGGUGAAGUAUUACUACUCUUGGAAGAAGACCCGGAGCCGGACCAGCGUGAUGGACAGACAGGCUCGGCGGCUGGGGGGCCGAAAGGACAAAGAAGAGAGUGAUGAGCUCGAAGAGGGACGAGGAGCUGUGAGUGAGGGGGAGCCAGAUGCCGGAGACCCCAAGAGAGAGCCUCUGCCCUCUCGGCCUCUGAAUGCCCGGCCCGGCCCCGGGAAGAAGGAGGCCCAGGCCUCGCAGUAUCGCCACCACCCACUGAGGACGCGGCGGCGCCCCCCCAAGGGCAUGUACCUGAGCCCCGAGGGCCUCACUGCCGUGUCAGGAAGCCCAGACCUUGCCAACCUCACGCUUCGAGGCCUCGAUUCCCAGCUCAUCUCCCUCAAGCGUCAGGUGCAAAGCAUGAAGCAGACCAAUAGCAGCCUCCGCCAAGCCCUGGAGGGCGGCAUUGACCCACUCCGCCCCCCUGAGGCCAACACCAAGUUCAACUCCCGCUGGACCACAGAUGAGCAGCUCCUGGCUGUACAAGCCAUCCGCAGGUAUGGCAAAGACUUCGGGGCUAUUGCAGAGGUGAUUGGGAACAAGACCCUGACCCAGGUGAAGACCUUUUUUGUGAGCUACCGGCGCCGCUUCAAUCUGGAGGAGGUGCUGCAGGAAUGGGAGGCUGAGCAGGAUGGGGCCCCUGGAGCCCCGGUCCCCAUGGAGGAGGCUAGGAGAGGGGCUCCCUUGCCAGCCCCAGCCCUAGAGGAAGAUGACGAGGUCCAGAUUACAUCUGUCUCAACAUCUGUGCCCCGACCCGUGCCCCCUGCGCCACCCCCCCCUCCACCUCCCACCUCACUGUCCCAGCCGCCCCCACUGCUGAGGCCACCUUUGCCCACGGCUCCUACCCUGCUUCGCCAGCCGCCCCCACUCCAGCAGGGCCGCUUCCUCCAGCCCCGGCUGGCCCCCAACCAGCCCCCACCACCUCUUAUUCGCCCAGCUGUGGCUGCCUCCCGCCACAGUGCCCGCCCUGGCCCUCAGCCCCCACCCACCCUGAUUGGAGCCCCCCUGGAGCCUCCAGCCCCCUCACUCUGAGCCCUGAAGCCCUCCACCCAGAGGCUCCAGAACACCUUUGCUGGAUGUGUUGGGCACCCCUGGCUUCACUGACGACAGAAGGGACUAGAACUCUUGCCAGGUCUUUCAAAGACCCACAGCUGCUGACCAUC
This is a messenger RNA of Myotis myotis, 3546 nucleotides long. It is a transcript of the gene RCOR2, whose product is annotated as REST corepressor 2. The record is from RefSeq and is a predicted model, not a curated record. Bases 1844 to 3415 code for a protein of 523 amino acids. Gene Ontology annotation, cellular component: transcription regulator complex; histone deacetylase complex. NCBI's taxonomy places the organism in Eukaryota, Metazoa, Chordata, Mammalia, Chiroptera, Vespertilionidae. Gene Ontology annotation, molecular function: transcription corepressor activity. Gene Ontology annotation, biological process: regulation of transcription by RNA polymerase II; negative regulation of DNA-templated transcription. The transcript has 13 exons.